AUGCUCGCUUCAGGAUCCCACUUGUCUAAGUCGAUACCCACUCGGUCUUCAACGAUAUCUCGUAGAAGCAAAGUCCAGAACUUUGCAUCCUCCUCUCUUUUGUCAAACCAUUACCAGACGUUAGACGUGCCACAUAAUGCUACAAAGAGUCAAAUAAAGACUAGCUUCUACAAGAUGAGCAAGCAACACCAUCCAGACGUGUCCGAUGACCCGAUGUCAAAGGCUAAGUUCCAAGCAGCGAGCGAGGCGUACUCUAUCUUGGGGGACGAUAGGAAGCGUCGCGCCUAUGACCGAGAAUUAGCCACAGGCUCCAGCUCAGUCCGCCGCUCACAUAGUCACGCGCCAGGCCACGAAUACCCGUACUCCCAAGCCGCCUACGAAGGCCGCAGGCGCGGUGCAUCCUACGCCUGGGAGCGCCAACACCCCCACCAAUCACAUACAUACACCCACCAAACCCACUCCGCUUACAACCGGCCCCCACCAGGCUACCGCGCGCACGGCACCGGCCCCAACCCCUACACCUAUGCUCACAAUAGCCACGCCCAGGCGCAGUACCCGCACAACCCGUUCGCGUCGCCGUACGUGCGCCGCGCGACGGGGACGAAGAAGGGCGAGAAGGACUGGCAGACGGCGGAGGACCGCGCGCGGAACGUUUCGGGCUUUUGGCGGGCUGUGCAGGUAUUCGGGAUUGUCAUGAUCGUCGCUACUGUCGGUGGCGGUUUCACGGCGAGUGCAACAUAGGUUGUAUUUUGCAGAUAGGGAGGCACCUCGUCAGCCGACAGUUGAUCGCCUCACCCUAAUUCCCGCUCUUAAGUUGAUCUGGCAGGUCGACUGCGUCUUCGUUAAUGGAGAUACCAGUCUCUAUAUCGCCAGGAACCCGCAUGUUCUAUCGGGACCACUUGGACAACAGUACCCGCAUGCCCCAUCUCCACGCUUCAUGACUUCAUCGACAGUUGUUGGGCGAUCAGGCGAGGUUACGCAGAUUGUGGCCG
Gloeophyllum trabeum ATCC 11539 is the source of this 992-nucleotide messenger RNA. RefSeq names its product DnaJ-domain-containing protein. Bases 1 to 741 code for a protein of 246 amino acids. The transcript is spliced from 4 exons. The record is from RefSeq and is a predicted model, not a curated record. NCBI's taxonomy places the organism in Eukaryota, Fungi, Basidiomycota, Agaricomycetes, Gloeophyllales, Gloeophyllaceae.